AUGAGAGCCGCCGUCUAUAAUAAUGCGAGCGCAAACUUCUCCUGCCGCAGAAAUUUUGCGCCCACUAUCCUGAAUAGUUAUAAUAAUAAAAAAAAUUCUACAAGCUCUCUAUUUUACAAGCGCAAGACAUUAUCUCCUAAUGCGAGCCAAAAAGAUAGUAUGCGCACAGUUGAAAACAUUCAUGGAUGCAGGAUUAAUCAGUUAGAUCCCUCCAAUUUUCGUCUCGAGUUCUUAGCGAGCUUUGAAGGUUCUUCUCACAGGUACCUUCUAAGAAUGUUGCAGAAGAUAUUCGUAGGAAAUUUAGCAGAGAAUGGUGGGCACUUUGCCGGGAAGAGCCCUUUGCACUAUGCGUGUGGUAUUGGUAAUUUAACGAACGUGGAAAGCCUGCUAGCAAAUGAAGCGGAAGUUGAUGCGCAUGUAAUUUUUAAAACUUAUUAUACUAUUCAUAGUCAAUUCAGUCUAAAACAGGAUUGUGAAGGCUAUACUUCCCUCCAUAUUGCUGCGGGAUAUUUGAAUACUGAAACUGUUGAAAUACUUCUCAGAGCAGGGGCAGAUCCAGAGGUUGAAGAUGAUUCAGGGCGAUCUGCUCUCAACUUAGUUGAAACACUGAAAGCGGCCACCCCAGCUUCAACAACUACUUACACAAAGCGCUCAAGGCUGGAAACGCUCUCCACCCUGCUACGAAAUUAUACAUUUGAAGAGGUAGUGCCUUCUAACAUAAUCGACUCUAGAAUUUCGGAUAACGGAGGAGUUGAAUAUCUUGUUGAAUGGAUGGAUGGAUACCAAGAAAGUUGGGUCAGUGAACUUGAUAUUUCAGAUGAUCUUAUUAGAGACUACAAUGACGGCUUCGAAUUUGCAAACUGUAAGAAAAUAUUUUGCUCGGGCAAACGAAAUGAACUCUUAGUUCAGGUAAGUCUAUGGUACUAUGCUUCUCUAAACAAAUUAUAA
This is a messenger RNA of Bathycoccus prasinos, 948 nucleotides long. RefSeq lists its product with no specific name. Gene Ontology annotation, molecular function: protein binding. NCBI's taxonomy places the organism in Eukaryota, Viridiplantae, Chlorophyta, Mamiellophyceae, Mamiellales, Bathycoccaceae. The coding region runs from base 1 to 948 and encodes 315 amino acids. The record is from RefSeq and is a predicted model, not a curated record. The transcript is spliced from 5 exons.